AAAGACCCAGCGAGUGGGUCAUUUUGGAUGAUAGAAGAAGAAGAAGCAGAAGAUGAUAAUGAGGUCAGAGAGGGUGACAUUAUUGCUGGUGAAUCUGGCAAAUAUUAUGGAGAAUGCAGAUGCCACGUUACUGCCAGCAGUGUACAAAGAAGUGGGUGAUGAACUCAACGCUGAUCCCACUGCGUUGGGUUCUCUCACUCUUUUCCGAUCAUUUAUUCAAUCUUCAUGUUACCCUCUCGCUGGUUACCUCGCCACGCGCCACAAUCGUGCUCAUGUCAUAGCUCUCGGUGCUUUUCUUUGGGCUGCUGCUACAUUUCUUGUUGCCAUCUCCUCCACUUUAACACAGGUGGCAAUUUGGAGAGGUUUAAGUGGGGUUGGACUUGCUAUUGUUAUUCCAGCAAUUAAGUCCCUGAUUGCUGACUUCACAGAUGAUAGCAACCGAGGUAUGGCUUUUGGGAAGCUGCAACUAACAGGGAACUUCGGAAGAAUCAUUGGUGGUUUCUUUCCAGUACUUAUUGCUCCAACCUCAUUUGCUGGUAUACCUGGUUGGAGAUUAGCUUUUCAUGUGAAUGCAUUGGUUAGUGUAAUAGUUGGUAUAUUGGUACGCCUUUAUGCUGAUGAUCCACACUUUUCAAAGAGCAAUGGCAGAGCUCCACGUCAAGAUCCAGACAAGUCCUUUUUUUCUGAAAUGAAAGAUCAAAUCAAAGAAGCAAAAGAAAUUAUUGGAAUUCCAACAUUUCAGGUAUUUGUGGCUCAGGGAGUGUUUGGAGCAUUUCCAUGGUCAAGCUUGUCAUUUGCCACUCUUUGGUUGGAACUAAUAGGCUUCUCUCACAUGACAACUGCAUUGCUUUGGACCCUAUUUGUGGUUGCUACAUCAAUUGGAGGUCUAUUUGGAGGAAAGAUGGGGGAUGUUUUAUCCCAAAGGUUACCCAAUUCAGGCAGAAUAAUGCUGUCACAAAUAAGCGCUGGUUCAGCCAUUCCUUUAGCAGCAAUUUUGCUGUUGGGAUUACCUGAUGAUCCAUCCACAGCCUUCAUGCAUGGUCUUCUUUUAUUCAUAAUGGGGUUCUUCAUAUCUUGGAAUGGUACAGCGACUAACAAUCCAAUAUUUGCAGAAAUAGUCCCUGAGAAGUCCCGGACGGCUAUAUAUGCUUUGGAUAAAUUUUUUGAGACUAUAUUGGCAUCAUUUGCUCCUCCUCUAGUUGGAUUUUUGGCUCAGCAUUUUUAUGGAUAUAAACCAAUCCCAAAAGGGUCCUCAGGUUCUGAUGAGAUUGGAACAGAUAGAGAAAAUGCUGCAUCACUCGCCAAGGCACUUUAUACUGCCAUUGGUUUUCCUAUAUUAAUGUGUGUUUCCAUCUACUCAUUCCUUUACUGCACUUACCCAAGGGACAGGGAACGAGCGAGAAUGAUUGCAUUAAUAGAAUCAGAAAUGCAGCAACUAGAGGUGGAAGACGACCCAAAUGAAGAAUAUAGUGAAAUUCAAGUUUUAGAAUCAAAUGGCCUCAAUUGUCAAAAAAGUAACAAGAUUAACAUCGAUUAUCCAAGGCGCGGGAGCAUAGACUUGGAUGAUAAUGAUGAGACAGUUUUGUUGUCCCGGUAGUUCACUUUCCACAGAAAAAUUGUUACUUUAUCAACUAGUUCAUAUCACAUUUCAAGUUAUUCCUUCCAUUUCUUAACUUUCGUUGUUUUAAUAUUUUAUUUUUGUUUCAAACAUUUUGUAGUUUUAGAUUUUCAGGAUUUUUUUUCCCACAUGUACCUCAUUAGUUUACCGAAAGUUAGAAAAUAACAAAUGAAAUGAUUGGAAAUAUAAAUUGUGGUAUUUUAGU
Messenger RNA from Abrus precatorius (Indian licorice), 1823 nucleotides. Its product is annotated as protein spinster-like. The record is from RefSeq and is a predicted model, not a curated record. Gene Ontology annotation, molecular function: transmembrane transporter activity. Bases 53 to 1597 code for a protein of 514 amino acids. The transcript has 3 exons. Gene Ontology annotation, cellular component: membrane. Gene Ontology annotation, biological process: transmembrane transport. Lineage: Eukaryota; Viridiplantae; Streptophyta; Magnoliopsida; Fabales; Fabaceae.